This is a messenger RNA of Cicer arietinum (chickpea), 2584 nucleotides long. RefSeq names its product LRR receptor-like serine/threonine-protein kinase FEI 2. The record is from RefSeq and is a predicted model, not a curated record. Gene Ontology annotation, biological process: protein phosphorylation. Lineage: Eukaryota; Viridiplantae; Streptophyta; Magnoliopsida; Fabales; Fabaceae. Gene Ontology annotation, molecular function: protein binding; protein kinase activity; ATP binding.
AUUUCACUUUAAUUAAUUUCCAAAAAAAAGCAUCUUAGUCUCACUUCUAAGUUCACACACGCUCACACACUCGCACUCACUCUUUGGAAUCACACACACAAAUCUCAGGCACAAACACAAAGCAGUGGGUGAGAGAGUGAUAACGGUGGUUUUAACGUUUUUCGUUAUUAUUCCUUUACAACUCAACUUGCAUUUUUCUCUCACUUUCGCAUCUCAGAUCGAAAUCAAGGCAGUGUCUAAGUUCAUCUGCACUGCUGAUGUAUAUACCAACCAGAUAACUACAUGGUGGAGAGAGACAUUUCGGAUACUUUUGUCUCAGAUGAAUUUUAGUAGUUCUAGUAUUCUUGAACAGUGUUGCUAUGGGCAUUUGUCUGAUUAAAGGGCAGUGGCCGUGGCUUCUAUAUGUCUUGCUGAUAGAUAUUGUAAUUAAUAACACGGAAGCAAUCAGUCCUGAUGGUGAGGCACUUGUCAACUUCAGGACAGCCAUUAUUAGCUCUGAUGGUAUCCUGUUACAAUGGAGGCCCGAGGAUCCUGACCCAUGUAAAUGGAAAGGAGUUAAAUGUGAUCAAAAAACUAAGAGAGUGACACAUUUGAGUCUAUCUCACCAUAAGUUAAGUGGUUCUUUAUCACCUGACCUUGGGAAGUUAGAGCGGCUGAAAGUUCUUGCUCUUCAUAACAACAACCUCUAUGGGGUAAUUCCACCAGAACUGGGAAAUUGCACUGAAUUGCAGGGAAUCUUUUUACAGGGUAAUUACCUCAGUGGAAUGAUUCCAAGUGAAAUAGGAAACCUCUCACAGCUUCAAAAUUUGGAUAUAUCAAGCAAUUCCCUUGGUGGGAAUAUUCCAGCAUCAAUUGGAAAGUUGUAUAAUCUAAAAAACUUCAACGUAUCAACCAAUUUUCUGGUCGGACCAAUACCUUCUGAUGGUGUCCUUGCAACCUUUACUGGAAGCUCGUAUGUUGGAAAUCGUGGUUUGUGUGGGGUACAAAUCAGUUCAACUUGUAAAGAUGAUGGUUCACCUGGGAGAAAUGGUCAAUCUAAUUCAGACCAAAGUCAAAAUGGAAAGAAGAAAUAUUCUGGCCGACUUCUCAUCAGUGCAUCAGCAACUGUGGGUGCACUCCUUUUGGUGGCACUUAUGUGCUUCUGGGGUUGUUUUCUUUAUAAAAAGUUUGGUAAAAAUGAUAGAAUAAGUCUUGCAAUGGAUGUUGGUGCAGGUGCCUCAAUAGUGAUGUUUCAUGGAGACCUUCCAUAUUCUUCAAAAGACAUUAUUAAGAAACUAGAGACUUUGAAUGAGGAACACAUAAUAGGAGUAGGGGGAUUUGGAACUGUUUACAAGCUUGCAAUGGAUGAUGGGAAUGUAUUUGCUUUGAAAAGGAUUGUAAAGAUGAAUGAGGGCUUUGAUCGUUUUUUUGAGAGGGAGCUUGCAAUUCUUGGUAGCAUCAAACACCGUUAUUUAGUUAACUUACGGGGAUAUUGCAAUUCGCCUACAUCAAAGUUGUUAAUAUAUGACUACCUACCUGGUGGCAGUCUUGAUGAAGUUCUUCAUGAAAGAUCUGAGCAACUAGACUGGGAUGCACGGUUGAAUAUAAUCAUGGGAGCUGCAAAAGGGCUUGCCUACUUGCACCACGAUUGUUCUCCUAGGAUCAUACACCGAGACAUAAAAUCAAGCAACAUUUUGCUCGAUGGAAAAUUGGAUGCUCGGGUUUCUGAUUUUGGACUUGCCAAACUUCUAGAGGAUGAAGAAUCUCACAUCACUACUAUUGUUGCUGGAACAUUUGGUUAUCUAGCUCCAGAGUAUAUGCAAAGUGGCAGAGCAACCGAGAAGACCGAUGUUUAUAGUUUUGGGGUGUUGACACUUGAAGUGCUUAGUGGAAAGCGGCCAACAGAUGCAUCCUUCAUUGAAAAGGGUCUCAAUAUUGUUGGUUGGUUGAAUUUCCUUAUUACCGAAAAUAGGCCGAGAGAUAUUGUCGAUCCUCUAUGUGACGGGGUUCAGGUUGAGAGCCUUGAUGCCUUACUCUCUGUGGCUAUUCAGUGUGUUUCCUCAAGUCCAGAGGAUCGACCCACUAUGCACCGAGUGGUCCAGUUGCUUGAAUCGGAGGUUCUAACUCCAUGCCCAAGUGACUUCUAUGACUCCAACUCCGACUAGAAAGCUUGUGAAGACAAUUUAAUGGUACUUGUUAGUGCAAAUUACUUGUGAGUCAGAAGUGAUGAAAGAGGCUGAGAAUCUGCACACAAUUUUUCAUCUCAAUUGCAUUCAUUCUUAAAGUAUGUUUGUAAUGGAAGGUGGCCUUCGUUACAUCACUUCACAACAGAAGGUGUUGUUCUUCGUGCUAUAUGGUCAUUGGACAUUUUCAUGCAUUUCAUUGUCUUCGUGAUGAGUUGCAUGUUAUAUUUGAUCGUGGUUCUCCCUUCCACUUUUGUGUUUCCCCUCCUUUUGUUAGCAUUUGUAAUCUUAGUCCCAUUGUUCACUCCAAUUUAAGUGUAUAUGAAUAUGUAUAAUUUCAGAAAGUCCACUUUUGCAAGUAAUUCUUGUUAUUUGUUCUUGUAAUAUAUGUUUCCAUAAAAGAAGGAUUAUUGAGAAGGUCA